GUUUCAGUGGCUUCUGGUGCUCUAGGGUGAGCUCUGCCCGGCUGCAGGGAUGGCGGGGAGGGGUAAGCUCAUCGCAGUGAUCGGAGACGAGGACACGGUGACUGGUUUCCUGCUGGGCGGCAUAGGGGAGCUUAACAAGAACCGCCAUCCCAAUUUCCUGGUGGUGGAGAAGGAUACAACCAUCAAUGAGAUCGAAGACACUUUCCGUUCACUUGGAAGCCUUCCGGGCAGUGUUGUAGAAGCCAACCCUAAUCAGCGUGACCCUCCGCUUUGGGAUGAAAUUGAUUCUAGGCAAUUUCUAAACCGGGAUGACAUUGGCAUCAUCCUCAUCAACCAGUACAUCGCAGAGAUGGUGCGGCAUGCCCUGGACGCCCACCAGCAGUCCAUCCCCGCUGUCCUGGAGAUCCCCUCCAAGGAGCACCCAUAUGACGCCGCCAAGGACUCCAUCCUGCGCAGGGCCAGGGGCAUGUUCACUGCCGAAGACCUGCGCUAGGGGACUCCUCAUAGCCCUCAGCCCUUCCCUCGUUUCCAGGCCUCUCCCCAGGCUUGCCAUCAGCCUUCUUUACUUUUUGAGCCUCUGAUUUCCAAUUCCCUGCUCCUUCCCACUCCAUUAAGAGGCUAGGUGAGGCGCUUCUAGGUUGCUGGGGCUCUGCUGGUUAAGGAACAGGAAGCCUGACCAUCUCCCUCCACUACCUCUUCCCUGUGCUGUUACACAGUGUCAUUGUUGAUGUUAAAUUAAAGUCAUAUUCUUGCUUCUCUCCA
Molecule: messenger RNA, 762 nt
Organism: Homo sapiens (human)
Lineage: Eukaryota; Metazoa; Chordata; Mammalia; Primates; Hominidae
Gene: ATP6V1F
Product: ATPase H+ transporting V1 subunit F
Exons: 3
Coding region: 50-493 (147 amino acids)
Biological process (GO): synaptic vesicle lumen acidification; proton transmembrane transport; monoatomic ion transmembrane transport
Cellular component (GO): proton-transporting V-type ATPase complex; proton-transporting V-type ATPase, V1 domain; synaptic vesicle membrane
Molecular function (GO): proton transmembrane transporter activity; proton-transporting ATPase activity, rotational mechanism
Source: RefSeq, marked reviewed